AUUGAUGGUCCUUUCGAGUAAGACCUGAGAUUUCAGGAUAUGCAGAAUAGAUUAGGUUCUGGAUAUAUCACUUAUACAGAGUCGAGAGAGUAUACGAAGUACAUGCAGUAAAUCUCACGUAGAACAGGCACUUGAAUAUUUUCCGGAAUUCACAAUUGAGGGCGGUUCUUACGGGAUUCGGGAGAUUUUUUGGUCUGAUGGGAAGGAGACCGGGAUUUCGGUGAUUGAAACGAACAUGUUCAUUACAUUUCUUGAUUGGUUUGUUUGUUUGAGGUUAUUCGCGGAUAAGAAUGCUGGAGGAUUCGUAUAGCUUGGAGAGGUAUCGAUGACAAUCAUCUGCGGAUAUCGUUUUCCGCAAUGACUGUUGCAAUGAGUGAAUAGAGAUGGCUGUAAAAGGAAUAGAUAUAUAAUUCGUGGUUGGAAUGCAACAGUAAUCAAUUGUGCAUACACUCGUACAAAGAACUUCAACUUUCGCCUCAUCUCAUCUCAUCUCGUCUCGUCUCGUCUCGUCUGAUAUUCAGAUAUUUUAUUCAUCUCCAACAACCAAAGCGAUUCAUUCUCGCCGUACAAUCAUAACCAAUGGCAACAACCAAACCACUCGUCCCACCUUUCACCGAGGAGACCGCUCGUAUCAAGGUUAAAGCUGCACAGGAUGUAUGGAACACAAAAGAUCCCCAAGUAGUAAAGAAUGCCUAUACCGAAGAUUCUAUCUGGAGAAACCGCGAUACAUUUAUCCGCGGCCAAGAUGAAAUCGUCGAAUUUCUGAGCAAGAAGUGGGCAAAGGAGAAUGGAUACAGAUUGAGGAAAGAGUUAUUUGCAUUUACGAAAAACAAGAUAGCAGUACAAUUCUGGUAUGAGUUUCAUGAUGAGGAUGGUCAGUGGUGGAGAUGCUAUGGACUUGAGGAUUGGACGUUCGCGGAAGAUGGGAGAAUGAGGAAGAGGCAGAUGAGUGGGAAUGAUGUUAAGAUUGGAGAUGAGGAGAGGUGGUUUAAAGAGGGCGUGGAUGUUAAUGAAGUUGAGAUUUCAGAAAAACAUUGGUGAGGUGAUGGUGUGUAGUUUGUGGUUACACUGUUUGUGUGGUGUACCGAGGAAAAGAGUGUAAUCACAAUUGACACACAAUGUAUAAUCGUUUACCUCAAAUUUUUUAUUAUGGCUCUUCUUUAAGAUAUUGAUCUUCAUUCAUUAAUAUAUUAUAAUA
Messenger RNA from Botrytis byssoidea, 1198 nucleotides. RefSeq lists its product as uncharacterized. Lineage: Eukaryota; Fungi; Ascomycota; Leotiomycetes; Helotiales; Sclerotiniaceae. The transcript has 3 exons. Bases 580 to 1041 code for a protein of 153 amino acids. The record is from RefSeq and is a predicted model, not a curated record.